This is a messenger RNA of Poeciliopsis prolifica (blackstripe livebearer), 5076 nucleotides long. It is a transcript of the gene strc1, whose product is annotated as stereocilin 1. The record is from RefSeq and is a predicted model, not a curated record. The transcript has 26 exons. Lineage: Eukaryota; Metazoa; Chordata; Actinopteri; Cyprinodontiformes; Poeciliidae. Gene Ontology annotation, biological process: cell-matrix adhesion. Gene Ontology annotation, cellular component: kinocilium; cell surface; stereocilium tip. The coding region runs from base 188 to 4771 and encodes 1527 amino acids.
CGCCUGUGACUACAACAGCUGGGUGAACAGCACUGUAGAUGCUGCUCUUGUGACUUUCUGCAGUGAAAAUGACCAGACGCAGUUUGAGAACCAGGUCUGUAGCAAUGCUUCACUGAUUAAGAAAUUGCUGUCCGAUCAGAAGAACCGUUGGCUGUAUGCAUUUUGUUCCCACUCCUCUGCCGGCGCCAUGUACCUGGUGAGUCAGUUCUGCUUGUAUGAGCAGUGGCUCAACCAGCCUGCUCAGCUAGUGGACUCCGCCUUGUUGCAGUUGUGCUUAAGCUUUGAUGCUCCAAGACUGACCAGUCUCAUCUGUGAGCACACUGGACUCUUGAUGCUUCUCAUCUCCAAUCCUGACAACUGGCCGCUGAUGCCCAACUGUUCAGGCUCAUCUUCACCACCAGCGUUCACCUACCCUGAGUUACAGCCGGAUUACUGCCAGUACUCAGAGUGGCAUGACGCGAUGCAGAUUACCACAGAUAUCUUAUCAAAGUGCAUCCUCAUUGAUCAGAGUGGAUUCGCGAGAGAGGUCUGUCAGAACAAAACAUUUCUGAACAGCCUUCUGCAAAAUAAAGAGAUUGCGUGGCUCGAGUCCCACUGCAGCACCUCCAUGAUUUCUCCAAGCCCUGGGCCAAUGCAGUCCUUUAACCUGGCAGCAUGGUGCGACUACCACAACUGGGCUGAGAAGCAGGUAGACGAUUCAGUCGUCGGCCUCUGUUGGCAGAACGAUCAGGUUGCCUUUCAGGAGAAGGUGUGCUGCAAGGCAGCUGUGUUUGAAAAGCUUCUGGAAAACCCUCUGAACAAAUGGCUCACGUCCGUCUGCACUGACAUGGAGCAAAUAACCGUGACGCCACAGGUGUGCAAGUACUCUGACUGGACCCAUCCCAUCAUCGUGGACAUGACUGAUCUUGCUCUGUGUGCUGAGAUCGACCCACAGAACUUCACCUCCAAAGUCUGUGCUAAUAGCACAGUCCUUCAGAACCUGCUGGCCAAUCCAGACAACACCUGGCUGAUACGGCACUGCAGCAAUUAUUCAGUGAUUCCUACUCCAGGAGGUCAGACCAUCCGACCUGGAUUCAGUGCCAGUGAGCAGUGUCUGUACUCCAGAUGGAUCACUUCUUUUCCAAAUGCAACGCUCCUGGCUCAGUGCUGGGAGAAAGACCAGGCCAAUUUCAUCUCAUUUAUUUGCCCUGACGCUGGCAUCCUCUUGUUUCUGUCCCGGGAACCUUCCACAGCCUGGGUGAGCAGAAUUUGUAAGGCCUACAUCAACAGCACCACUACAGAACCUAAUCAUUGUGCAUCAGAAACUCUGAUCAAGCAGCUCAGCUUGAUGUGCCCAGACUACUUAUGUCAGCCUUGUGCCAGUCAGAACACGGUUUUGCAGAUGAUGGUGCACUGCUGGGUGAAGAGCGUGAACUCCAGGAUGGAGGGUCUGCUGACUACACCUGUGGCUGAAGUGUUGAAUCGAGCGGUUGCUGCAAGUGUGGUGAUCCUGCUGGCUGUGGAGGACUCUGUGGGUCCCAUUUGGCAAGUCAAUACCACCAUAAGACAAAGUGCUCUGACAUCUGUUGUUGACUACUUACAGAGAGAAAUCAACCAGAACAGGAAGAAGGUGUUGCUACAGUGCUUUGGGACCGUUCUCAGCAAUCUGCUGCAGAUGUCAAGAGAUGUGACUGGCAGUGAACUCCUUUUAAUCAAGGAGUACCUCAACCUGCCUUUGAGCAGCCUGAAGCCGGUGCUGACCGCUGCACACAUCAGCACCGUCAAACUAAUCCUUCAGUAUUACAACAGUUUCAUGAGCACCAUACAGCUAUCUAAAGAGUACCAGUCGACCAUGGUGUCAGUGAUACUUAAGACCCACCUGGCAACAGAUAGCAAUCUUCUUCUUGACCUGGGUUCUCUGCUGGUCGCAGUCAGUCCAGAUGAUGUCAAGACAUUCCCCUCCUUACAGAACAAUGACAAGUUGCGGAAGACCAUAAAUGCAAACUUGGGCUGGAUGAGCCUGGCCCUGCGCGAGGCCUUUGGCUUGUGGUACGGCAAAAUUUUAUCUCCCUCCAACAUCACUGGAGGUAAUCAGUCACUCAUCAGGGACACAGGAAACCUGAUCGCCUAUUUGCCUUUCCACCUCUUCCAACACCUCUCGGCUGCUCAGCUGUUGGAUGGACUGGAUGUGCUGCAGAGAAACACCCUCUCACCGCUAAAGCAGGUUUUCAUGGCCAACAAACUUAUUGGGACCUACAGGAACAUGACAGCUCAGGAUCUCGUCAGAUUGGGAAAUGUCUUAUGCCUGGCAGAGGCACGGGAUCUCUUUGUUUACAAAAACACUGAGGUCUUCCAGGUCAUCCAGGAGAUUAUCAUGAACUGCACACUUAGUGGACUCAGCAUGCCCAGCCAGCUGCAUUCAGAUCUCAUUCUGAGCAACCCAGAGUUUCAGAACCCGUCCUCACUCAGUUCUGUCCGACUGGAAGAGAUCGCUCCACUCCUGCCCUCGCUGGGCAUAACUUUCCUUAAUGGUCUGUCGGCGUCCCAGUUGCUCGCCGCUCUUCCUGCCCUCAGCACCAUACCGUUUACUCCAACACAGGCCUCCGUAAUAGUGGACAAACUUCUAACUAACGCACGGAUCCCAGACCAGCUGGAGGAGCUCGGUUCCCUCAUUGUUGGUGUAAAGACAGAGACCCUCCUGUCCCUCACUUCUGACAGACUGCUCUCUGCCAUGAAGGCCUUCGUUCAACACACUCCCGCUCGCUGCCGACCAUACAUGUCUGUCCUCUGUGCCCCGGAAGCAAACGCCAUUGCCACGAAACUAUGGGGCUUCCCUCAAGUUGUCAGCUGGUUGGACGAUGUAGAGCCUAUGCUCAGAUGGACGCCUCUGAUAUGUAUCCUGUCCAGAACUCAGCUUCUUGUGAAGAAUCUCUCUAACACCACCACGAAACACUGGAAAACACAGCAGGCUCAAGCAAUUGUCAAGGCAGUUAAUACUUACACAAAUCAAACCAAACCAAAUUUUCUGAGCCUGGGGACACUGUUUCAGGGUGUGAGCUGCAAGGACCUACAGCUACUUUUUCAGGCUGAUCGGUCGCCUUCUUUUGUGAGGAGGAUCUUGGCCCUCCUCAGGCAUCAGCCCGGUCUUCUUCACACUGCGCUGAAAAGGUGUGUGAUUGAGGAGGUGUACCCACUUCAGUUCUUCGCUGACCUUCUUCAAGAUCUUGGAGCUGAAAUUGCUUUGUGCAUACCGAUGGACAUCAUUAGGUUGUUUCCUGCAGAUAAGAUGGACAUUCUCAGGAAGAUGAUUGUUGCCUCCCCUCAGUACUUUCUCAUGUUAACUAGAAUGCAGCAGGAGAUUAUUGUGGACAAAAUCAUUCAGAGGAUGAACAUGUACACUGGGCCAUUCACUGAAGAGGAGUUUCGUUCUCUAGACAUUAUGGCCCCAUUUGUGGCGGAUGAAGUUUUCAUUCAGGUGGAUCGAAGCUUCUUCACUAAAAACCUGGAUUACCUCCAAAAACUUUGCUACAGCAGUAGCAAGAUGGAACUUGUGGCCCGUAUUCUUCAAGAACCGGCUGUUUUUGGGCCAGUGAAGAACUGGAACCAGGAAACGCUAACUGUAGUGGGACGGUUUCUCUUCUUCCUGCCUAGUAAAGUUUUGCAGGACUUGCCAUCGUCACUGAUGACAGUGGGGCGCAUAGAGAAGCUGUUCAUGAGCCAGCGUCAGUGGGAAGAUAGUGACGUGGGGAUCCUUUGCUCCGACAAGAACGAAACAAAGGAUGUUUUUGGCAAGCAGCAGUCUGUUCUGCAGUUUUUCCUGGGCUUCCUUAAAAUGGAUUAUUCGUCAUUGCCUCCGAUUGUUCCUACCUGUGAGAUUUUGCACACCACAGCCCCCUCUGCUUGGCCCUCCAGCAGCUUCAACAGCAUGUCUUCAUCGCACUUCUCCAACUGUCUGGAGCUGAUAGGCCAGGACCCAUUUCUUGAGUCCUACCAGCGUAUCGAGAUUCUCAAAAGAGUCAAAAAGAUAUACGGACCCGUCUCCUCCUUCUCCCAGUCUGUGAUUGCUCAGCUGGGUGGGAUAGCAGUAGAGCUGUCACCAGAGGAGCUGGGGACUCUUCGACUGACAGAGCGGCGGAGUAUUAGUGCUUUGGGAGCUCUCAACACAUGGAACAAAAGACAGCUGGCUGCACUGUUUACCGUCGUGUUAAGCUCUACCAAACUGACACCAAGUAAGCUUGACUCCAGUAUGCUGGUGGCACUGGGCCACAUUGUGUGUGGAGCUCAAAUCGCGGAGAUCAACACUUUCAACAACGUGGAGUUCAGUAAGGCGGUUCUCUGGCUGGGAAAGCUCAACCUGCCCUGCUCAGAGGAGCAGAUGGGGGCUUUGGUUGGGCUGCUCACCCACAGUCUCGCGUUUGGAUUCAUGAGUUCAUGGGGCACAGAUGUGUUCAUUGAGAUUGGAGUGCUGGCAGCCGGUCUUCCUGACUUUGCCAUGUCAUCUCUGGUGAAAGAGCAAAUCGAAGGAAUCUCACCCAUGGCUAUGUCUAUGAUACCACCUAAGAAGUUUUCUGUGGUAUUUCACCAGAACCAGAUCAACAUGUUCACCUAUGAGCAGGCUUAUGCACUGACUCCACAGCAGCGCUCGGCUCUGAAUGAUGUCCAGAAGAGAGCCAUAGACAUGGUGCUGACUUGCUGGAAAAGAAAAAUAGAUUUGUCAGCAGGGCUGGCACAGAGCCACAGCCUUCUGUGCAUCAUACUGGGACUGCUGAUGGUGCUGGCCAUCCUGCUCUGACCCGACACAUGAACCUGCUCACUCUACUGGAUCAGAAGCUCCAGCACAACAAUAAAAACACAUCUCAUUUGCAAUUCUGUACUUUGAAACAUGUCAAUUAUUGAAAUCACAAUGUGUUUUCAGCAGCAAUCAAUCAGUUUGCUAUCCAUAGCUUUAUAGAUUAACUCGUGGCAGACAAAAAUAUGUAGACAGUAUUUAUUUUUUUAUAAGCCUAAUUGAAUCCAUGCUGCCCUAAUUUAUUAUUCUCUAUACGCAAUGUAUUAAAACAACUUCUGCCUCAAACCUACAGAUUUGAGGCAGAAUAU